Molecule: messenger RNA, 667 nt
Organism: Microcebus murinus (gray mouse lemur)
Lineage: Eukaryota; Metazoa; Chordata; Mammalia; Primates; Cheirogaleidae
Source: RefSeq, a predicted model, not a curated record
GGCGUGGCAGUCUCCUCCAGGCAUGGCAGUCACCUCCAGGCGUGGCAGUCACCUCCAGGCGUGGCAGUCUCAAGGCGUGGCAAUCUCCAGGUGUGGCAGUCUCCUCCAGGCAUGGCAGUCACCUCCAAGCGUGGCAGUGACCUCCAGGCGUGGCAGUCUCAAGGCGUGGCAGUCUCUAAGUGUGGCAGUCUCCUCCAGGUGUGGCAGUCACCAGGUGUGGCAGUCACCUCCAGGCAUGGCAGUCACCAGGUGUGGCAGUCUCCUCCAGGUGUGGCAGUCUCCAGGUGUGGCAGUCACCUCCAGGUGUGGCAGUCACCAGGUGUGGCUGUCACUUCCAGGUGUGGCAGUCACCAGGUGUGGCAGUCACCUCCAGGCGUGGCAGUCACCAGGUGUGGCAGUUACCUCCAGGCAUGGCAGUCUCCAGGUGUGGCAGUCACCUCCAGGCGUGGCAGUCUCCAGGCGUGGCAGUCACCUCCAGGCGUGGCAGUCUCCAGGCGUGGCAGUCUCCAGGCGUGGCAGUCUCCAGGUGUGGCAGUCUCCAGAUGUGAGGGAUGAGCACCCUGUCACUGAAAGAGCUCAUAGACAUGAACAAAUGCAAUGUAUGGAUUUUUGUUGGAUGUUGAUUUUAACAAAUGAGCUGUAAAAAUGGCACUUUUGGAGGCAAUCU